GCCACUCGGAGGGGUAAAGGUUGAUUCUCAAUUUACAGAUCAGGAUAAUGUACUACAAAUUGAAAGCGAAAUCAGACGCCAUGGUAAUCGAGCUGAAGACUUGUGACAUGAUCAACAUGAAGUGGGCGAAGGAUUGGGUGGAGAAAUACUCGAACAUGACUACCGAUACCUGCCCUGUGAAAACGGGGUCCUAUCGAUUCUCCGGAUUCGAACUGCCGCCGAAAAACUUCCCACUACUCGUCCUAGCCGACAUGAAUAGCGAUUACGAAUCCAUAUUUCUGGCAUAUGUCACUAAAACUAAGGAGCCUAUUAUUGAGCUCAGCGUAGGCUUGAGCUAUAAAUCUAUUCCUAAGUUUAAACGAAACAAAAGUUUUUAUGAAAAGCUGUAA
Messenger RNA from Cydia fagiglandana, 389 nucleotides. RefSeq lists its product as uncharacterized. Bases 48 to 389 code for a protein of 113 amino acids. The record is from RefSeq and is a predicted model, not a curated record. Lineage: Eukaryota; Metazoa; Arthropoda; Insecta; Lepidoptera; Tortricidae. The transcript is spliced from 2 exons.